Molecule: messenger RNA, 1538 nt
Organism: Punctularia strigosozonata HHB-11173 SS5
Lineage: Eukaryota; Fungi; Basidiomycota; Agaricomycetes; Corticiales; Punctulariaceae
Product: MFS general substrate transporter
Exons: 9
Coding region: 4-1413 (469 amino acids)
Biological process (GO): transmembrane transport
Cellular component (GO): fungal-type vacuole membrane
Molecular function (GO): transmembrane transporter activity
Source: RefSeq, a predicted model, not a curated record
AGAAUGCCUAUGUUGGUAUCUCAGACACCGGAACGAGUAGAGCUGGCGAUGAUAGCCCGGCCUCAGUCACCCGGCUCCCUCAGAUUGGGUCAGAGCAAUUUGGACCUCAAUAAUGAUGAACGACGCAAUGGAACGGCGCUUGCUCCUGUAGAUUGUGGAACAUCUGCUUGGUCAUUUUUGGCUGGCGCGUUCUUGGUAGAAACGUUGGUUUGGGGGUUCCCUACGGCCUACGGUAUCUUCUUGGUGUCGUACACCGAAGGUCCACGUUUCAGGGACCAAAAGCACUCGUCGACACUGUUGCCCUUGAUCGGCACAUUAUCCUCAGGAAUCAUAUAUUGCUCAGGGACCGUUAUAUACCCAUGGAUAGCACGCUAUCCACAGCAGCGUCGCCCCGCCUUAUGGAUUGGCCUUUUGUUAUGUUGGGCGAGCUUGUUCGGGGCUAGCUACGCGACACAGGUUGUGGUAUUAGUCGCCUUGCAGGGCGUGUUGUAUGGCAUCGGAGGGACGUUGCUAUACGCGCCAUGCAUCUCGUUUCUGUCGGAGUGGUUUGUCAACAGACGAGGCCUCGCUAAUGGAAUCAUCUUUGCCGGAACUGCUCUGGGGGGUCUUGUUAUACCCCUAGUCUUACCCCCGCUUCUCAGGAAGUAUGGCGUUGCAACUUCGCUCCGCAUUCUUUCCAUCGCGAUGGUCGUGCUGUUGAUCCCUUUGCUUCCGUUUGUGAAGCCGCGUCUUCCGGAGAAUCGCGUCCGCGGCCCGGCAGCACGCUCGCUCGAUAGAUCGUGGCUGAAGACCGAUAUUUUCUGGCUAAUGCUGCUCGUGAACACCAUCCAGGCGUUCGCGUACUUUGUGCCUAUGACGUGGCUGCCGACAUUCGCCUCCGCUUUACAGUUGAGCGAUUCAAGCUCUGCGUUCUCUCUUGCAUUAUUGAAUGGUUCUUCGGUGGUGGGUCGUAUUGGCAUGGGCGCCCUUUCCGAUAGAGUGGAUUCAUGGCUACUGGCGCUCGCACUUCUGACACUCGCAUCCUUGACCGUGUUCGUACUAUGGGGCGUCCUUGCUCACUCGAUGGUGGGUCUCUUCGUCUUCAGCGUCGCGUAUGGAACCAUCGCCGGGGGCUGGACGAGCACAUGGUCCGGCUUCAUUAGACCGUUAUGCAAGGACGAUCCUACUUUGCACACAUCCAUCUUCGGGUUCCUGCUACUGACGAGAGGGCUGGGCAACAUCGUAUCGACCCCAAUAUCGACCUCAAUGUAUAACGACUCUCCUGGACACACGAUAACUCAUUUGAGGAUGGGAUACGAGGUUGGGGGCGGACGCUUCGAGCGAAUGAUCAUAUACGUCGGCACCUGCUUCACUUGCGCCGCCAUUGCAGCAUCACUCGGGUGGCUGUCGACGAAGUACCGUUGUACGGUGUAACGUCUAGUGUUUCAAGCAGACAGUGGAGUACCAAGCCAUGAUCGUAUUUCCAUCACGACUCUUCCCGUCUUGUAUCAAGGCAUACUUACACGUAGUGAUUAAUGCCCAGCCAACUUGCUCUUCCC